This is a messenger RNA of Lizanozyma spartinae, 1740 nucleotides long. It is a transcript of the gene HOL4, whose product is annotated as Hol4p. Gene Ontology annotation, biological process: transmembrane transport. The record is from RefSeq and is a predicted model, not a curated record. The transcript has a single exon. Gene Ontology annotation, molecular function: transmembrane transporter activity. Lineage: Eukaryota; Fungi; Ascomycota; Pichiomycetes; Serinales; Debaryomycetaceae. Gene Ontology annotation, cellular component: fungal-type vacuole. The coding region runs from base 1 to 1740 and encodes 579 amino acids.
AUGGGUUAUUCUGGAACCGGCCUAAAGCCUGUUCAUUCGGCAGUUUCUGUGGUUGAUAACUACGAAUAUGUACCUGGUACCGUUCAUUUAGUGGAUUUAGAAGGUGAUCUUCAUGUUAGAAAAGAAGACGGGAACUCAGACAUUAUUUUGAUUCCUCCGCCAUCUUCUAACCCUAACGAUCCUCUUAGAUGGUCUAAAAGGAAGAAACAAGUGCAGUUUUGGUUUUUAUGGUGGUGGGCCUUCUUUUUGGCGGCCAUUGUUAACUUUUCUGGACCUAUCUACGAUACGUGGGUCGAGGUGUUAAACACAAACUAUAACCAGUUGAAUACUUCUUCGGCUUUAUGUUUCCUUUUCUUAGGGGUGGGGUGUGUAUUCUUACAACCCACGGCUUUGAAAGUCGGUAGAAGAUUUGUUUACAUGCUCUGCACCUUCCUCGGGAUCUUAUCUUGUACAGUUGGAGGUGGUGCCCAGAACGUCCAUUAUCUUUAUGUGUCCAAUAUUUUCGGUGGGUUGGCAGCUGCUCCAGUGGACUCCUUGGUGGAAAUCUCUGUCACCGAUGUGUUUUAUAAACAUGAGGUGGGUACUUACGUGUCCUAUAUGAUUUUUGCCCUUUAUGCUGGUUCAUAUUUGGGUCCUGUGGCUGCUGGGUUUGUGGUGGACGACUUGAGUUGGAGAUGGACCUUUUGGAUCCUCACCAUUAUCAUGGGAGUUUUCGCCUUUUUACAGUUCUUCAUUAUGGAAGACACCACCUUCUACAGAGACACAAAUGUCGAUGACGUUGAAGACGAGAUCUUGUCCCAAAUCCAAUCCCGGACCGCUUCUAGAGCUCAAUCCAUCGAUCUUGAUGAUCAUGAGAACGAUCAUGGUAAGUCCGCAGAAAAGGUGCGCACCCAAGCUGCUAAUAACAGUGUGGAUGCAGAUGACUCGUCUAUCGACUACAACAUCCCCAAGAGAUCGUACGUUCAAAGAUUGAAGAUGAUUGAAACAGAAUACAAUGACCCCAGAAGUUGGUUUGUUCUCUUCUUGAGACCUGCUUUCGCUUAUUUCCCGGCCGUUAUCUAUUCUGCGUUGGUGUACGGGUCUCAAAUGGGUUGGUUAUCAUUACUUUUGGUGACCCAAUCUCAAAUCUAUUCCGAUGUUCCUUACAACUUCAAUGCCUCCAUGGUUGGUUUAACAAACGUGGGUGCGUUUGUUGGGUCUAUCUUUGGUAUGUACUAUGGUGGUCCAUUGGCUGAUAAGUUCAUUAUCCAUAUGAGUAGAAAGAAUAAGGGUGUCUUUGAGCCAGAAAUGAGAUUAUGGAUGAUGAUCAUUCCAACCAUCAUUAAUGCCGGUGGGUUACUUGCCUAUGGGUUGCCUUCUUACUAUAAGGCUCACUGGGCUUGGUCUGUUGUUCUUGGUCAAGGUGGUAUUGGGUUUGCCAUGAGUGCCUCUGGUGCCAUUACCAUUGCCUAUUCCGUCGACUGUUACACUAAGGCUGCUACGGACUGUUUGGUCUUUAUGUUGUUCAUUAGAAACAUGAUUGGGUUUGUGUUCACUUAUGUUUUCCAAUACUGGUUGGAUGCUUGUGGAUUGAAAUUGUUGACAUGGCUUUUAUUCAUGAUCUCCGUGGUCAUCAAUGGUGGCUUUGUCAUAUUCCUUAAGUGGGGUAAGGCCUUCCGUAAGAAAACCGCUGCUCAUUAUGAAAGAAUUAGUCGUAAAGACUUUUUAACCAGAUUCUUCCCCAACACCAAACCUACUUAA